GGGGCUCACGCUGCAUGAUCCGGAAGUGUUUCUCUGUUCGGUGGGGGAGAAAGGAGACCACAGAGAGCUGGGGUGUAGAGGUGGUUUCUUUGCACUGUCUUCAGUAUGCAGCGAUUACUCUUUCCGCCCCUGAAGACCUUGAUGGGGAGCCAGUGUCUCCGACUCCUGGUUCCUAGGGCCGCGCCUAGAACACAGUGUGGUUGCAGCUGUGGGAUCAGGCACCCCUUGAGGCCGGGGCAAUACAGCACCAUCUCUGAAGUAUCUUUGCAGUCUGGAAGGGGUACAGUGUCCCUUCCCGCAAAAGCUGCUGAGCGGGUGGUGGGCCGAUGGCUCCUGGUCUGCAGUGGAACAGUGGCUGGAGCAGUUAUUCUUGGUGGAGUGACUAGGUUGACAGAGUCUGGUCUCUCAAUGGUAGACUGGCAUUUGAUAAAGGAGAUGAAGCCACCUACCAGUCAAGAGGAAUGGAAAACAGAAUUCCAAAAAUAUCAGCAAUUUCCGGAAUUUAAAAUCUUGAAUCAUGAUAUGACACUGGCCGAAUUCAAGUUCAUUUGGUACAUGGAGUACUCACACCGAAUGUGGGGUCGCCUUGUGGGCCUUGCAUACAUCCUGCCUGCUGCCUACUUUUGGAGAAAGGGCUGGCUCAGCCGUGGCAUGAAAGGACGUGUUCUUGCCCUGUGUGGGUUAGUCUGCUUCCAGGGUCUGUUGGGAUGGUAUAUGGUGAAAAGUGGAUUAGAAGAAAAACCAGACUCCCAUGACAUCCCUCGGGUCAGUCAGUACCGCCUCGCUGCCCACCUGGGAUCAGCCCUUGUUCUUUAUUGUGCCAGCAUGUGGACUUCACUCUCACUGCUGCUCCCUCAGCACAAGUUGCCUGAAACUCGUCAGCUCCUGUGGUUGAGACGAUGUGCUCACGGAACAGCAGGCCUUGUGUUCCUUACUGCUCUCUCAGGGGCUUUUGUGGCAGGACUGGAUGCUGGGCUUGUUUACAACUCUUUCCCAAAGAUGGGAGAAUCUUGGAUCCCAGAGGAUCUCUUUACCUUCUCCCCCAUCCUGAGGAAUGUUUUUGAGAAUCCCACCAUGGUGCAGUUUGAUCACCGGAUUCUGAUGCCUUCCUCCCUGCAGGGAAUCACUUCAGUUACAGCUGUGACAGUGCUCUACUUCCUCUCCCGGAGAAUGCCCCUUCCUCGAAGGACCAAGGUGGCCGCAGCGACUCUGCUAGCUUUGGCAUAUACACAGGUGGGCUUAGGCAUUAGCACUCUGCUGAUGUACGUUCCAACUCCUUUGGCUGCCACUCACCAGUCGGGCUCCCUGGCUCUGCUCAGUGUUGCCCUUUGGCUCAUGAGUGAACUCCGAAGAGUCCCAAAAUAAUUCUCAGAGGAUCAGCUUCCUAGGAGUGAAAGUGCUUUUGAGAGCUCAUCAGAGUGCACAAGAACUUGGGAGUCUUCUAAAAGGAUGACCUUGGCAUACCAAGUGGUUUCCAAAUUGGUCAAGUUAUUUAAAAUUCUUUGUCUGUUUUUGACAAAGUCACUGGAUCAGGAGUGUCAUUAAGUACGUUUAACUAAAGAAUCCUUUUUUAAAUAUUUGUACAUUUGGUUCUCUCAUUGAAAAUCAUGUUUAAUGUAGAGAAAGAAAUGUCUGCAUUUGUUGCUUCUUAAUAAACUGUCUCAGA
Molecule: messenger RNA, 1666 nt
Organism: Neomonachus schauinslandi (Hawaiian monk seal)
Lineage: Eukaryota; Metazoa; Chordata; Mammalia; Carnivora; Phocidae
Gene: COX15
Product: cytochrome c oxidase assembly protein COX15 homolog
Exons: 9
Coding region: 106-1365 (419 amino acids)
Biological process (GO): heme A biosynthetic process
Cellular component (GO): mitochondrial inner membrane
Molecular function (GO): oxidoreductase activity, acting on NAD(P)H, heme protein as acceptor
Source: RefSeq, a predicted model, not a curated record